This is a messenger RNA of Macrosteles quadrilineatus (aster leafhopper), 473 nucleotides long. RefSeq lists its product as uncharacterized. The record is from RefSeq and is a predicted model, not a curated record. Bases 82 to 390 code for a protein of 102 amino acids. The transcript has 4 exons. Lineage: Eukaryota; Metazoa; Arthropoda; Insecta; Hemiptera; Cicadellidae.
UGCGUUUCGUUGCGCUAUUUCUAUUUCCGACUUCCUUUUCUUCGUUUUGGAAUUCUUCCUUGUGGAUUUUCCUCGUACAACAUGUCAAUCUACAAGAAUAUGAUAAAUUCUCUAAAUAAAGAAGCGGAAGAUUGCAUGAAGAACAUGCGCAUAUUAACCGACAUGUACCCACAUGUAAGGGCGCCACUGUUGGCGGCUCUACUUGUCAACAACAAAAGUCUCCAGGAGACCAUUUUAUAUUUGAAUAGAUGCUUUGCUGGGAAUCAAAGAAAAGAAAAGAGAGGUCCAGUAAAGCGACUUUACACUCAGACUUUCCAUGCCCGAACCGAGGGCAAAAGGAAAAACGCUCGACUCGAGAAAGACGCAGAGAAGAGUGAUAAUGAAGAUUGAAGAGAUUGUUUUGAAGAGAUUGUUAAAUUUUAAAAAUUUGAAGAGGAUUUAAAUUAAAUAUGUUUUUUUUUAAGAAUUUGAAG